Molecule: messenger RNA, 460 nt
Organism: Corylus avellana
Lineage: Eukaryota; Viridiplantae; Streptophyta; Magnoliopsida; Fagales; Betulaceae
Product: putative phytosulfokines 6
Biological process (GO): cell population proliferation
Cellular component (GO): extracellular region
Molecular function (GO): growth factor activity
Source: RefSeq, a predicted model, not a curated record
CCUCUGCGAUAAACACUAGUAGUGAAGCAAUGAAGCCACAAAAAUUUCAUACAGCAGUCAUCUUUCUUUUCUUUGUUUUUCUUCUUUGUUCUUUCCUCGCAUCUGCUCGUCUCCUAUCACCAAAACAAGGGAUCACUCAUGCUGCUAAUUCAUUCACAGAUCACUCAGAAGAAUUUUCGAAUCUGAUGGGGUUAGAGGAGUGUCAUGGAGAUGACGGAGAAUGUUUGAAGGGAAGGAUGAUGGUGGAGGCUCACUUGGAUUACAUUUAUACCCAGCACGUUAAGCCUAAAAAGGCUCCGUAAAUGAAUAUAUAUAUAUAUAUAUAUAUAUAUAUAUAUAUAUAUAUAUGCACUACAGCUUCAUUAAAGAAGCUGGGUUUGGAUAUAUAAGAAACUAAUCCCAUGUAACUAUUUACAUCAUAGUACUUAUAAUAUGAGACAAGAAAGUCCGUAUUUUAUUC